Messenger RNA from Anthostomella pinea, 759 nucleotides. The record is from the annotation of a GenBank genome assembly. NCBI's taxonomy places the organism in Eukaryota, Fungi, Ascomycota, Sordariomycetes, Xylariales, Xylariaceae.
AUGCUUCGAAACGUCAGGCAACCCAGGCCCAAGAAGCCUGUGAUGCUCAUGCUUCACGGCUCCGGCAGCUUGUCAGCCAUCUUUCGCUUUCAGACCCACGGAUUGGCCAGGGAGCUUUCGAAGAGCUUCGACCUCGUCUUCCUCGAUGGCCCCACGCCAAGCCCACCGGGCCCGGAGCUGUUCGACGUCGCCCGUUACAUUCAGACGCAGCUGGUCGACCAGGGCGUCAAGGCAGGCGACGUUGUAGCCAUCCUCGGCUUCAGUCAGGGCGCGCUCACGGCCAUGGCGAUGCUUGACCUUCGGCUGGCCCAGCAAUCGGCGUGGCAGAACCUGCGCUUCUGCGUGACCAUAGGCGCCGGCACAACUGAUGAUUCGGCCCAGCUGGAUGGCAUUGAAUCUAUGAUCAGCACCCUCUCGCACAUGCUCGGCCAACCGGAUGGGAAGUUCCCCUUGUACAGCGUGCAGGCUUCGGGUACGAGGGAUGUGUGGUACAAAGAUGGCAAAAGACUUGCCAGCAUGUGUGCCAAGGACCGAACCAAGACGAUGGACUACCGAGAUGGACACGUGGUGCCCCGUCAAAGGGCCGAUAUCAUGAAGUUGGUGCAUCUGAUCACUGCUAUCGACACGGAUAGCAAGGCCGUCCAGGAUGUCUCAGAGGCCGUCCAACCAUUGGAAGCCCGUUCUGUGCCAACAAUACUCGCUGGAGAAGACACAACACGGGGCAUGGCUGUAUUAGCAGACAGGGGAAUCAGAAUAUAG